Messenger RNA from Branchiostoma floridae (Florida lancelet), 2770 nucleotides. Its product is annotated as major facilitator superfamily domain-containing protein 12-like. The transcript has 13 exons. Gene Ontology annotation, molecular function: symporter activity. The coding region runs from base 382 to 1929 and encodes 515 amino acids. The record is from RefSeq and is a predicted model, not a curated record. Gene Ontology annotation, biological process: carbohydrate transport. Gene Ontology annotation, cellular component: membrane. NCBI's taxonomy places the organism in Eukaryota, Metazoa, Chordata, Leptocardii, Amphioxiformes, Branchiostomatidae.
AGUUGACCAACCCAGUAGGGUCAAUACGGGACAUGAGAGCGUCACAUGAGGAUUUCUGUGUGAGAAAGUUUUUAUUUUCCCAUUCAGAUCCCACCUUGCCGGGUGAUUGUGCGUUUUUUCCGAAGUGAAAAUUCUCUACGUGGCACAAAGAACGGGAAAGAUUUGUUUUUCUACCUGAAACUUCAACAAGACUCAUACCUGGCCGUAGAAAUCUUCAAGGCCGGGAACGUGUCACCGGUGACACUGCUGACAGUGCUGGCCCAGCCAGAGAAAGGAUGACUACCAGACAUACUUGACUAAAACUUUUGGACAUAUUCCUCAAGUGAGGUUUCAAAUCUCCAGGACUCGGUGCUUAAAAGAGCAAAUCAUCAACAGAAAGAAAUGUCCGAACCUCAACCACGUGGCCAUGGGUACAGGAGUCUGCCCCGUGCUCGCCGCUUUACGUAUGGUGUUGGCCAUAUGCUGAAUGACCUCUGUGCUUCCAUGUGGUUCUCGUACCUCCUGGUCUACUUCCACAAGGUUGUCAACUUUUCUAACGUACUGGCUGGCCAGCUGCUCAUGGUGGGACAAGUCAGCGAUGCCCUGUGUACACCGUUUGUCGGAUACGAGUCAGACAGAACAAAAAGUGGUUGUGGGUAUGGAAGGAGGAAGAUCUGGCACCUCGUAGGUACAGUGUGUGUAGCAUGUAGUUUUCCCUUCAUCUUCAACCUGUGCAUCACCUGUUCAAAGUCUCCAGACUGGGCACAGUUCAUCUACUACGCACCGUUUGUAGUCAUCUUUCAGUUUGGCUGGGCGUCCACACAGAUCUCCCACCUGGCACUCAUUCCAGACUUGGCCAGCAGCCCCUCACUGCGAGUGGAACUCAAUGCUAUCAGGUAUGCGUUUACAGUACUUGCGAAUGUGGCAGUGUAUGCUAUAGCCUGGUUGCUCCUUGGUUUAGAGGACAGGUCCAACCAUCAUGACCUUUCACCUGAAGAUGCAGAUGAAUUUAGGAACCUUGCCUUUAUUGCCAUCGGUAUUGGGCUAUUAUUCUCCUUCAUCUUUCACAUGGGAACUAAGGAACCACUCCGGCCCAAUAGAGCAGAGAGUGUGACAGAGGAUGAACCUAUCAUUCAGGAGGAUGAAGAAAAUGAACUCAUUGUUAAGAAGAAAAUCAGGAGAAAAAAAAUGAGCUGGAAAUGUUGGCUAAAAGAGGUCCAGUUUUACCAGGUGGCUCUUCUAUACAUGUGCACAAGGUUGAUGGUGAACAUGUCACAAGUAUACAUGCCACUUUACCUCACGGACACUCUCAACUUGGACAAGGCUUACAUUGCAACCAUACCUCUGGUCACGUACUUGAGUGGCUUUUUGUCUUCCUUUGCCAUGAAGGCAGUCAACAAAGCAGUGGGAAGGAAGAUGACAUUUUUCCUGGGAGUGAUGUGUGUGCUGUUUGCCUGUGAUUGGAUGUGGGUGCCCAACAUCGGACUGCAAGUUUACGGAGCAGCUGUGCUGCUUGGUGUCGGGGGUUCCACUGUUCUGGUUACGUCCCUGUCCAUGACUGCUGAUCUUAUAGGCGAAAACCUGGAAAGUGGUGCUUUUGUGUAUGGAGCAAUGAGCUUUACUGACAAACUGUCCAACGGGCUGGCUGUCACUCUAGUACAAACACUACAUCCGUGCUCAGACGAGAAUACAAUGUGUAAGCAAGCACCAUGUGAUUCAACAGAAAGUGUGUGCUGUGAUGCCUGUCAGUCAUACUACCAGGAGGUUAUGGUGUUUGUGCCAGGAGGCGUGGGGUUACUUGCUCUAUUGGUAUUGGCAACCAUGAUCUUUAAACCCAUAGGCAUCAAAACAGAAGUCAUCACAGAACGUCAGCUGGACAACAGUGCAGAGCAUGUAGCAGUGGAUUAUGGUGCGGUUAACUCUACACAAGUGGAACAGGAACAACACUGAUGUCUCUCUUUUACCUGUAAUUUUUCAGGGAUUAAAGGUAUAAAUGCCAUCUUCUGGAGCUGAGUCUGUCAUGUAAUACAAAGACAUUCAUUUUGAAACAGAUUAAAAGGGCUAUAUUGUUUUAUUACUCAAGUGUUACUGGUUUAGAUAAAGUCUAUACAUGUAUAGGGAGAUUACUAUAUUGGAUAUAACUGGACAUUGAAAAAAUAUGUGUCACUGGCCUGUGAAAUGCCAGUUUUUGUGCAUUUCUAGUCUUGCUAGCCCACCAGGUCGGACCUGGUACAUGUAGAUGACCUAAAAAAAUCAGUGGACCAGAUUUUGGACUGAUCAGAAAAUGGACAGAUGAUAUCGGCAGGCAUCCGCAUGAAAAAAAGGUAGAGUCUGUUGUCAUUUCUACCAAAUUUCAGACAAACGCACAAUGAUAGUUAGCCUUGUUUCAUGAAUAUAUGAUUUUAGAAUGCCAGUGGGAAUCAGAUACUCCACCAGGCACAUUCAUUUGUGGUGAAAUGGACAAUCAAGACAUCUGUACUGAACUGUACCUGAAGUUUCUGUACCAGUACCCACCCCUAAUGGAGGCCAAUAGCGUAGAUACCUUCCAAACAAGGAAUAGCCAAUAGGAAAUGUUUUCUCAUGCCUGGAAGAAAGCAAUAAGAACCAAGUUAUCAAAGAAAUCUGAGUAUUGCACAAGUCAAACAGUAAUGGCAAUAAGAUUUCUCUAAUUGGAUCAGCUUUUAUAUGUCAGUCUUGUUAUGUAUGCUGCCUAGGUCAGCUUAGUGAAAUUUGUAGUACCUACAUAUGAUUACAUGUGCAAUUUUGCAAGGACAUUGCCAUAACCAUUUUG